AUGGCGCAGAUCCGAUGUCGCUGGCGUAACGUGUUGAUCUGUGUGUGCUGCCCAUGUAUCUGCCUGGUGUUGCUGUUCAUCUACGUCGGCGCUGUGGUGUGUAUGGAGAUGAAUAGUAGAGGGACACCAGGCGCAAAAUAUGUCGAAGCUGGAACUAUUUACUUCGAGGCUUCAGGACAUUAUAGGAGGAGGAGCCUUUCCCCACUCCCAAAAACUUUGUGGAAGCUCCACAUAGAUGGGGAUCCCCUUUGGAACCAGCUCCAGCUGCCUGUGGACCGCUAUUUCAACCCCAUCCUAUCCCCAAACAACACUAAGAAGGGAUUUAAAAAUAACACUUUUCUUGGGUCCCUAAUGACGCAAAGUUUCUCUGAUGUUGUCAACUCGAACGGCACAUCAAGAAACUUUACAGAGCUACCAGAGCAGAUAAAAGACUUUGUGGGACACAUGCACAGGAGGGACUACAGAACCCUCUACCAGCCAGGUGUAUGUGGGGCUGGAGCACAAGAUCAGAAGGAAAACACUCUGCUUCUUCUGGCCAUUAAGACAACAGAGCUGAACUUUAAGAACCGACAGGCCAUUCGACAGGCCUGGGGCCAGGUGGGAUGGGUAGCUGGACAGAACAGCAGCGGAGGAUACGUCCGCAGGGUGUUCCUGAUAGGCAAAGAGGACCCUAAUGAGCUUGGUGUGAACAUAUCUGAGUUAAUGGAGCUGGAGAACAAACAUUAUGGAGACAUUCUGCAAUGGAACUUCAAGGACACGUUCUUCAACCUCACCCUGAAAGAUGUGCUCUUCUGGAGCUGGUUCUCACGGCACUGCCACCGGACUCACUUCAUCUUUAAGGGUGAUGACGACGUCUUCGUCAACACUGCAAACAUUGUAACCUUACUCCAGGACCAGCUAAAGAAGCCAAAUGCACAAAAGACCUUAAAAGACUUUAUGGUUGGGGACGUAAUAGCUGCAGCUCUGCCCGACCGAAGCAUCAAGUCCAAGUACUUCAUCCCAGAGAGCUUCUACAAGGGCAACUAUCCUGCCUAUGCGGGCGGGGGAGGGGUCGUGUACUCCGGCUUGUUGGCAAAGCGUCUACACAGGAUGUCUAAAAGGGUUCACCUGUUCCCCAUCGACGACGUUUAUGUAGGCAUGUGUAUGAUUCGGCUUAACGCUCACCCCAUCCACCACCCUGCCUUCCUCACGUUUGACUUUCCGGAAAAGGAAGAGGAGGAGCUGUGUGCAUACCACAAAAUCCUACUGGUUCACAAGCGAAGCCCCAACCAGAUAGUUCGUUUGUCAGCGGACGUGAAAAAGACACGGGCGCAGUGUCGGGAUGUGCCCCUGAGAGACAGAGUUGAGAAGGGGAAAUAA
This is a messenger RNA of Acanthopagrus latus (yellowfin seabream), 1359 nucleotides long. Its product is annotated as N-acetyllactosaminide beta-1,3-N-acetylglucosaminyltransferase 2. The record is from RefSeq and is a predicted model, not a curated record. NCBI's taxonomy places the organism in Eukaryota, Metazoa, Chordata, Actinopteri, Spariformes, Sparidae. The transcript has a single exon. The coding region runs from base 1 to 1359 and encodes 452 amino acids. Gene Ontology annotation, cellular component: membrane. Gene Ontology annotation, molecular function: hexosyltransferase activity.